AUGUUAUCGACUUCUCGUUAUCUCCGCUCGGCGGCGGACUCCUCUUCUAUUACUCCUUGCCCGGGAAAAAAAGUAAUCGAGGCUCAAAACUGGGUGGACUUUCUGCCGCGCGAUGUCUCUUUGAAGAUAAUGAAAAAGGUUGGGAUCAUUGAAAUACUGAACACUAUCCCAGUAGUAUGUCACUCGUGGCAUAAAAUCAGUAAAGACCCUGAGCUUUGGCGCUACAUCGACAUGGAAAACCUCGACAUUGAAAACCUCGUGCGCCUCCGCCCCACAGACUGUGAUCUAGUUGAGAUGACCAAGAGUGCAAUUGACCGGAGCUGUGGCCAACUGAUUGAUCUCAAAAUCGCAAGUUUUGGAUGUGACGAUCUCCUCAUGCAUCUUUCUAACAGGAAAAAUCAGUUGAGAAGUCUCCGGCUUGUAGCGUGCUGGGACAUUUCUGAUGAGGGAUUAAGUGAAGCUGUUAAAAAAUUGUCAUCCUUGGAAGAGCUUCACAUUUAUUAUGGGAACAUCACAGAUGAAGGUCUGGAACUUGUUGGUCGCCACUGCCCGGGAUUGAGAUCACUCACAUUUAAUCAACAAGGUAUGUUUAGUAGAGAUGAGUCUAAGUCUGGUAAUGAUGAAGCAUUUGCUAUAGCAAGAAGCAUGCCUGAGUUGUGUCACCUUAGCCUAUUUGGGAAUCAGAUGUCAAACAAUGGUCUGCAAGCUAUCCUCGACUCUUGCCCUCAUCUUGAAUCACUUGAUCUUAGGCAAUGUUUUAAAGUUGACCUUGGGGAUUUUGAAUUGAGUAAAAGAUGUUCUUCCAUAAAAGGACUUCGCAGCCUUCAUGACAGUACUGAUGAUUAUGAAUACGACUCAUCCAUUUUCAACUUCGACUUCUAUAUAUGA
Molecule: messenger RNA, 888 nt
Organism: Impatiens glandulifera
Lineage: Eukaryota; Viridiplantae; Streptophyta; Magnoliopsida; Ericales; Balsaminaceae
Product: putative F-box/LRR-repeat protein 23
Exons: 2
Coding region: 1-888 (295 amino acids)
Molecular function (GO): protein binding
Source: RefSeq, a predicted model, not a curated record